Messenger RNA from Peromyscus maniculatus bairdii (prairie deer mouse), 2716 nucleotides. RefSeq names its product MAF bZIP transcription factor K (gene Mafk). Gene Ontology annotation, cellular component: nucleus. Lineage: Eukaryota; Metazoa; Chordata; Mammalia; Rodentia; Cricetidae. The record is from RefSeq and is a predicted model, not a curated record. Gene Ontology annotation, molecular function: DNA-binding transcription factor activity, RNA polymerase II-specific; RNA polymerase II cis-regulatory region sequence-specific DNA binding. Gene Ontology annotation, biological process: regulation of transcription by RNA polymerase II.
GGUGUCAGUACUGGGGAGCCGGCGGCGGGCGGCGGGCGGCGGGGACUUGUUGUUCUUCGCCGAGUCGGAGCGUGGAGUCCGGAGCGCGCAGGCGGAGGCGGCGACUACGGGGAGAGCGAGAGCAGAGGCGCGCGUGGAGAGUGCGUGUCCACGAGGAGCCGCCGCGCCCGGCCCCGCGCGCGACCCGGCUACAGUUUCCUGGUGGUUCCGUCCUGGUGACAGGGCCCGGGUUAUGACGACUAAUCCCAAGCCGAAUAAGGCAUUGAAGGUUAAGAAGGAGGCGGGCGAGAACGCCCCUGUGCUCAGUGACGAUGAGCUGGUGUCCAUGUCGGUGCGGGAGCUGAACCAGCACCUGCGGGGCCUCACCAAGGAGGAGGUGACUCGGCUGAAGCAGCGGCGGCGCACACUCAAGAACCGAGGCUACGCGGCGAGCUGCCGCAUCAAGCGUGUGACGCAGAAGGAGGAGCUGGAGCGGCAGCGCGUCGAGUUGCAGCAGGAAGUGGAGAAGCUGGCCCGGGAGAACAGCAGCAUGCGGCUGGAGCUGGAUGCCCUGCGCUCCAAGUACGAGGCCCUGCAGACCUUCGCACGCACCGUGGCCCGGGGGCCUGUCACGCCCACCAAGGUGGCCACCACCAGCGUCAUCACCAUCGUCAAAUCCGCCGAGCUCUCCUCCACCUCUGUGCCCUUCUCAGCCGCCUCCUAGUGCCCGCCGGGGCCGGGCCGGGCGCGGGCAGUGGCACAGCCCUCGCGCCUACCCCGGGCUCCCUGGCACAGAUUCCCCGUGUCCACUUGCCCACUGUGGACCCUGUGGGGCUGAGGGCAAGGACAGCGGGGACAGGCAGAUGCAGGAGAAAAGGGAGGCUCUCGCGAGCCAGUGCCGCAAACCAACCCCCACUCGCAUCUCUCCUCCCCGGGGUGUGUUUGUCGUUGCUGACAGGCGCUGCAUGGGCCACCACGAUGAUCAAUCAGGCCCCUGUGGCAGGGAGUGAGGACUCGUCUUCCACUUCUCCGGUGCCUGUCCGUCAGCACCAUCAGUGCCAUCCCCUGAGGGCCUCCAGCUGGGGUGGACACCAUACUGUCGCUUUCUGGGCGCUGGCCUUCUCGUCCUUAUCAAAGGGCGCUACAACCUGCUUUAGCCCUUAGAGCCAGGUCCGUGUCCUGGGAAACAGUCCCCAAUACAGUCACCUGCAGGGGCUAGUACAUGUGCUCCUGUGUGUACACAGGCUGCCACCGCAGCCUGUGACGGCAGGAAGCCGCGGGGCCAGGUGGCCACACAGAGCCUGUCCAGUAUGUGUGCUGAGGGUUGCAUGGAUGUCCUGGAAUGUCCCUGAGGGUCUGGUAGCUAAGGAGGCUGCCCGUCAUGGAGCAGGCCACCUGUCCACAGAGCCAGCCGACAGCGGGGCUUGGGUUCUCUGGGGCUUAGCAGAGGAGAGGCUGGAGGGAGCCCGUGAAGCCUGAGAGAGGUUGAGGGAUAUGGGAAUGGCAGUUAAGAUGUGUCUUGUUGCUAGGAAGAACUAGGAAGGAGGUGAAGUCCUGGUGGCCGGGGAUGUGGAAGAGGCCUAAGAGACAUAGUAUGGAGGGACAAAGGGUGCAUCUGGAGGGCCUGUGGACACACCCCCUGUGGGUGUCAGCAGGGGCCCAGGGCAGACUGUAGGUGCAGAUACUCUGCAGCUUUGGUGCCCAGUUGUUACCCGCCUAUUCCUCCUUCAUAGAGUUCCGGGUCAUUGGCCAUCUUGUGCUUUCUUACUGAAGGGAUUAAGGCCUCCAGGCCCUGAGGAGUGUGGUGGACAGGGAGUGGGGGGCGGGCUGAGCCAAAGCCAGGCACUUAGAAAGCACUGUUGGAACCAUAGCCUUGGUAGGUAAUCCAUAUUGGAUAUCAAUAAGGACCAUGGGAUAUUUAAAGAGAGAGAAGAUAUAUAUAUAUAUAUAAUUAUAUACACAUUUUAUCGUACAGAUUUUUCAUAACAAUUUUCUUUCCCAGUUUGAUACUGUAGAUCUUUAUUAAUGCAGAGUAGGUUGGACAGUGGGGUGGGGAACUGGCCAUGGAUGGAGGCCCAGGGUGCCAACAGCUUUCCUCAGUCUUUCUGUGGUGGCGCUGGACAUCCUGGGUCACUGGUGAAACUUGUUCCAGCAGGUAUCACACUGGAUGAGUGGUCUCCAGGGUGGGCUACAGUGCUAGGCAGGUGGCCACUGGCUGUGGGUUGCUGCCCACUCCUGGCCCGUGGUGCCCUCCUGAGCCUUGGAGGCUCCAUACUGUCGGCCUUCAGGGUGGACGGGACUUUCAUUGCUACCUGGAGCACCCGCGCACCGUACUUGCCUGGAGGGGACUGGGAAGGGUGUGAGCAUGCCCCGUGGCUCUAUGUCCCUGAAACGUCAUCGUCACGAUUUAAUAUAUGGAUGUUUUUAUUUAAGAUAAAAGUGAGUUUUCUGUCUUGUUCCUCCAGCUUCUCAAAGCAAGCUUUACUUUUUCAAAGGGUGACAGGGACACAUGCUGACCACGCAGAGGCCUAGUGUCCCCAGCCACCUGCUACUUGGCAGUUUCAUUUCAAUAUUUAUUUUUUUUGUGCUUCCUCCCCCAUGUUAUAAAUUAUUGAGAAGAGAUCACAGACUGUUGACCCCCUGUCUGUGCCCCGCCUCAUGGCCACCACCUAAUUUAUUGCUGUACAUGUCGCUGUGACUGCUUUUGUAUCUUUGCAAUAAAGAAUUUCCUGUUUGA